This is a messenger RNA of Nematolebias whitei (Rio pearlfish), 938 nucleotides long. RefSeq names its product ceramide-1-phosphate transfer protein-like. The transcript has 6 exons. Gene Ontology annotation, biological process: ceramide transport; intermembrane lipid transfer. The coding region runs from base 1 to 933 and encodes 310 amino acids. Gene Ontology annotation, cellular component: cytoplasm; membrane; cytosol. Lineage: Eukaryota; Metazoa; Chordata; Actinopteri; Cyprinodontiformes; Rivulidae. Gene Ontology annotation, molecular function: ceramide 1-phosphate binding; ceramide 1-phosphate transfer activity. The record is from RefSeq and is a predicted model, not a curated record.
AUGUUCCUCCUCAGACACAUGCUGCUGCUCCGUUACCUCCUCCUGUCGACCGCUGUGGUUCUCCUCCUCUUCGUCAGCUCCUUCUGGCUCCCUCAGUGGGACCUCAGAGACUGCGGCUCCGCCUGGCAGCCAUGUUUGACCUCUUCCCGCCAAACGCCUCUGGAUGCAUUGGUCCCAAUAGAGUGGGCGGAGCCAGAAGAAGCCCCGCCUUUCAUUAAAGAGUGUCCCGGCCAGACCUUUCAGGCCCGGCGUCUGCUGCGGUACCUCAGGUUCAGUCUGAGUGAAGACGAGGACGACGUCCUGCUGGAGACGUACCUGCAGAGCUGGGAUCAACUCCUCAAUUUCAUGGAGUCUCUCGGGACGAUGGUCGGUUUCUUUUCCCAGAAGGUGAGAGAAAAGGUUACGUUGAUCCGAGAGCUGUCACUCAAACACGCCUCAAAGGCUGAUGGGAAAUUGACGGACUCCUCCAAACCACGAACUCCAGCAGCGUUUGGAUUAAAACACGGGGCGUAUCGAUCUGUUCGUUCCAUGGUGGAGGCGGAGCUACAGGCGGGCGUGGUCAACUUCUCCCGUCGCACGGAUUCGGGCAGCAGAACGCUGCUGCGGCUGCAUCGAUCCCUGCUCUGGCUCAAGUUGAUGCUGGACGGUUUGUCUGAAGGAGCGGGAGCCGACGGACGAUUCAGAACCCCCGGAGAGCUGAGCAGGGACGCCUACAGGGUGGCGCUGGCCCCCCACCACCCCUGGGUGCUCCGUCAGGCCGCAGAGCUGGUCUUCAUGGCUCUCCCCGACAGGGACUACUUCCUACAGCUGGUGUGCGUGCAGACCCAGGAGGAGGCCACGCCCGUCCUGCGCGUCAUCAUCCACGCCCUGACGCUGGUCCACGCCCGAACCCAACGGAUCCUGGCCCAGUACGACCUGUUGGAGCUGCCCUGAACCCG